AUGUUUGAGUUUAAAAUUUUCUGGCCGUUAUGUUUUUCUUUAUUUAUUUUACCUUUUACGUGCUCCGAACUAGAAAACCACGAAACUGAGUUGGCAGAAGAAUUAUAUAAGAAGUUGUUCAAGCAACAAAGAGCAGAGCAAUUAACGGCAAUAAAGAAUUUCCAGAAAACUUCCAGUUAUGAAAAGCAAUACCAGAUGAUAACUCUGAUGGCUGAAAGGAUAUUUGAUAAUAUCCUUGAAAGCAGAGUAUUAAUAGAAGCAUCACCAUUUAUACCUGGCGUAUCAGACUUCCCAUCUGAUAUAGAGAUAAGAGACGCCCUUUCCAACAUAUUAGAAAACACAGCACUAUUUUCAGAUAUUGUGCUAAGAUUUCCUGAAAUGUCUGCUAAUUUACUACGUGAUAACAACAAUUGGGACUUGGUGCUACAAUGGGGCAUCGCGUUUUGUGAUCAAAUGAAGUACCUUUUAGAUUCUAGUACAGUCAAAUUAUUAAAACUUGUUAGUCAAGAAUUAAAUUAUAUCUAUCGUGAUACUAAUUAUGUGAAUCCUUAUAAAAAGAGUCCUGUCAGAGAAGAGGAAAUAUUGGAACAGAAGCCACCAAAGAAGAGGAAAGUUCUUAAAAAGGGACCAAAGUUGUCUAACCAUUUUGAACUGUAG
Molecule: messenger RNA, 657 nt
Organism: Psylliodes chrysocephalus
Lineage: Eukaryota; Metazoa; Arthropoda; Insecta; Coleoptera; Chrysomelidae
Source: the annotation of a GenBank genome assembly